CUAGAGCUGGAAGAUGGCGGCGUCCGUGGUCUGCCGGGCUGCUACCUCCGGGGCACAAGUGCUAUUGCGCGCCCGCCGCUCGCCGACCCUGCUGCGGACGCCAGCCUUGCGGAGUACGGCAACCUUCGCUCAGGCGCUCCAGUUCGUGCCGGAGACGCAGGUUAGCCUGCUGGACAACGGCCUGCGUGUGGCCUCCGAGCAGUCCUCUCAGCCCACUUGCACGGUGGGAGUGUGGAUUGAUGUUGGCAGCCGUUUUGAGACUGAGAAGAACAAUGGGGCAGGCUACUUUUUGGAGCAUCUGGCUUUCAAGGGAACAAAGAAUCGGCCUGGCAGUGCCCUGGAGAAGGAGGUGGAGAGCAUGGGGGCCCAUCUUAAUGCCUACAGCACCCGGGAACACACAGCUUACUACAUCAAGGCGCUGUCCAAGGAUCUGCCAAAAGUUGUGGAGCUCUUGGGUGACAUUGUGCAGAACUGUAGUCUGGAAGACUCACAGAUCGAGAAGGAACGUGAUGUGAUCCUGCGGGAGAUGCAGGAGAAUGACGCAUCUAUGCGAGACGUGGUCUUUGACUACCUGCAUGCCACAGCAUUCCAGGGCACACCUCUAGCCCAGGCUGUGGAGGGGCCCAGUGAGAAUGUCAGGAAGCUGUCUCGUGCAGACUUGACCGAGUACUUCAGCACUCAUUACAAGGCCCCUCGAAUGGUGCUGGCAGCAGCUGGAGGAGUGGAGCACCAGCAACUGUUAGACCUUGCCCAGAAGCACCUUGGUGACAUCCCUUGGACAUACGCAGAGGACACUGUGCCUGCUCUUACUCCGUGCCGCUUCACUGGCAGUGAGAUCCGCCACCGUGACGAUGCUCUACCUUUUGCUCAUGUGGCCAUUGCAGUAGAGGGUCCUGGCUGGGCCAGCCCGGACAAUGUGGCCUUGCAAGUGGCCAAUGCCAUCAUCGGCCACUAUGAUUGCACUUACGGUGGUGGCGUGCACCUGUCCAGCCCACUGGCUUCAGGUGCCGUGGCCAACAAGCUAUGCCAGAGUUUCCAGACCUUCAGCAUCUGCUAUGCAGACACGGGUUUGCUGGGUGCACACUUUGUCUGUGACCGAAUGAAAAUCGAUGACAUGAUGUUCGUCCUGCAAGGGCAGUGGAUGCGCCUGUGUACCAGUGCCACGGAGAGUGAGGUGGCCCGGGGCAAAAACAUCCUCAGAAAUGCCCUGGUAUCUCAUCUAGAUGGCACUACUCCUGUGUGUGAGGACAUUGGUCGCAGCCUCCUGACCUAUGGCCGCCGCAUCCCCCUGGCUGAAUGGGAAAGCCGGAUUGCGGAGGUGGAUGCCAGUGUGGUGCGUGAGAUCUGCUCCAAGUACAUCUAUGACCAGUGCCCAGCGGUGGCUGGAUAUGGCCCCAUUGAGCAGCUCCCAGACUACAACCGGAUCCGUAGCGGCAUGUUCUGGCUGCGCUUCUAGGCGGGAAGCCUGUGUAAACAAGAGAGCUGGGCUGGGGCUCGUGGUCCCCCCACCACAAACACAGCACUCCGGCUCCUCUAACCUGUGCCGCAGGUGACCACCAAUAAAAUCUUCUGCUGA
Molecule: messenger RNA, 1576 nt
Organism: Macaca mulatta (Rhesus monkey)
Lineage: Eukaryota; Metazoa; Chordata; Mammalia; Primates; Cercopithecidae
Gene: UQCRC1
Product: ubiquinol-cytochrome c reductase core protein 1
Cellular component (GO): mitochondrion
Molecular function (GO): metal ion binding
Source: RefSeq, marked provisional